GCUUUAAAUUUUCCACGGCUAUGCGUCUGGAAUAUCGUUAAUUUGUGCGUAACAGAUAAUGCAUCGGACGAAUUUUUCACGUUCAUAUGUUUCCUCAAAGUGACGAGUUGUGGAGAAAUUGCAUCAGAAUGUAACACCUCGUUACAUUAUAAAGAUCCGAGUUGCGGUGAGCUCGGAAAUAAAUGUGUCAUUUUCACCGCGAUUCGGUCAAUGAAUUAUUUAUCGAUCUACUUGGGAAGAUUUUAGGAGAGGCACGAACUUUCCGCAUGAUUUAGUGAACGACGUGUUUAGUGUCACACGUGUACAGUCUGUUGAAUUAUACAACUUUUCCGAGUCGUUCUCGAUGGUUGAUGUUUGUUUACACUACGUGUGUAAUGAUGAGCGAGAAUAUCGAAUAUGAUUCAGAUUCUGGAAAAAACAGUCCAAUAGACGAGCAACAAAAUGGGGCGAACGGCGACCGUCGCAGUUUGCACCCUCAAUCAGUGGGCCAUGGAUUUCGAGGGUAACUCGCGCAGGAUCCUCCAGAGCAUACAAACGGCCAAGGAGGCCGGCGCCACUUACAGGAGCGGACCUGAGCUCGAGAUAUGUGGAUACAGCUGCGAGGAUCAUUUCUACGAGUCGGACACGCUGCUGCACUGCUGGGAGGUGCUGGCCGGCCUGCUGAAGGCGCCGGAAUGCGAGGACAUACUCGUGGACGUCGGUAUGCCGGUCAUGCACAAGAAUGUCACUUACAAUUGCAGAGUCGCCUUUCUGAACAGGAGGAUACUGCUGAUACGGCCAAAGAUGUACCUGUGCGAGGACGGCAAUUACCGCGAGACCAGGUGGUUCUCGCCUUGGACAAAGGAAAGAACCGUCGAAGAUUACUUUCUGCCAAGAAUGAUCGCACAAAUAACGAAUGAAACCAGAGUGCCGUUCGGUGACGCUGUCAUUUCAACUCGAGAUACGUGCAUAGGUUUUGAGAUUUGCGAAGAACUGUGGAAUCCGUCCAGCAACCAUAUACCAAUGGCUCUCGACGGAGUUGAAAUUAUCUCCAACGGCAGUGCAUCCUACUUCGAACUUCGAAAGGCCUACAUAACGAUAGACUUGGUAAAGUCAGCGACAUUCAAAUCGGGUGGCUGCUAUAUGUUCAGCAAUUUACGUGGCUGUGACGGCGCUAGGGUGUAUUUCAAUGGGGGUUCGAGUAUCACGUUAAACGGCCACAUUCUCAAUCGGGGAAAGCAGUUCGCUUUGGAAGAAGUGGAAGUCACGUUAUCCACUAUUGAUCUUGAAGAUAUUCGGAGCUACCGGAAUAGUAUUCGCUCUAGAUCUCAUUUAGCUGCCAGGUCAAACCCGUAUCCCAGAGUAGAAGUGAAUUUUGCAUUAACGUCAGAGAAUCUGAUUUCGAAUCCACCAGAUAGACCCAUCGAUUGCGACGAGGAUACGCAUACGAAGAUUGAAUAUCAUUCCCCUGAAGAGGAAAUUUCAAUGGCGCCAGCCUGUUGGCUGUGGGAUUACCUGCGGAGAUCGUGCCAAGGUGGCUUCUUUCUGCCACUGAGUGGUGGUGUAGAUUCGUCUUCCACAGCUUGUUUAGUUUACUCGAUGUGUUGUAUGAUUGUUGAAUCCGUCAAUAAAGGAGACAUGCAAGUAAUUACGGAUAUAAGGAAAAUAGUGGGAGAUCCGGAAUACGUACCGACGGAUCCAAAGCAACUUUGCAACACACUUCUCGUUACGUGCUACAUGGCUACCGAAAAUUCCUCAGCUGAGACCAAGGGUAGAGCCGCCGAGCUUGCGAGUCAAAUCGGCUCUUAUCAUCAUAGUAUUGUCAUCGAUACAGCUAUUUCAGCAAUUUUAGGAAUAUUUCAGCAAGUUACGAAGUUGACGCCGAAAUUCAAAGUUCAAGGAGGUUCGCCAAGAGAAAACUUGGCUCUACAAAAUAUUCAAGCUAGAAUACGUAUGGUGAUUGCUUAUUUGUUUGCCCAAUUGAUGUUGUGGGUACGAGGUAGGCCAGGUGGUCUCUUAGUCCUUGGAAGUAGCAAUGUCGACGAGGCUCUGCGUGGAUACUUUACGAAAUACGAUUGCAGCAGUGCAGAUGUGAAUCCAAUUGGAGGAAUUGCCAAAAAUGAUUUGAAAAGAUUCCUUGCGUUCUUCCGCAAGAAGUACAAUCUUCCCGCGAUUGAUCAAAUCUUAGAGGCUCAGCCAACUGCCGAACUAGAACCUCUUCAAGGUGGUCAGCUAGCACAACUUGACGAAGUUGAUAUGGGAAUGACUUAUGUCGAACUGGGGAUUUUUGGUCGACUUCGAAAACAGAACUGUGCAGGACCAUUUUCCAUGUUUUGUAAACUCAUCCAUACUUGGGACAAUAUCACUCCGAAAGAGGUUGCGGAUAAAGUUAAACAUUUCUAUCGUUGUUACGCUAUUAAUCGGCAUAAAAUGACGAUUUUAACACCAUCUUGUCAUGCGGAAACGUACAGCCCUGAUGACAACAGAUUUGAUCACCGACAAUUCCUGUACAAUCACACAUGGAAAUGGCAGUUUAAUGCUAUUGAUGAACAGGUGCAAAAGUUGAACAGCGAAGACAGGACUACGAGACCCAGAAAGAGUGCUCCAAAAGUCCCUGCAAAGCCUAGGUUUAUGUCAAUCAGCUCUGUUGUCAGUAAUAAAACCCAUCCAGGCGUCGUAGUUUGACAGUAAUAGCCAAAUAUAUUGAUGGCAGUUAAAAGACUAUUAGUUAUCAAUGUAAUUGAACAAUGGCGUUAUGAAAAAUUAUAUUGUAUAUUCUUGUACCUCAUUGUAAAUUCAAAAUAUACGAUAGAGAUUAAUAUUUUUAAAAAGACUGAAGUGCAAUGUUCCAUGUUUGGCAUAUCAGAAUCAAUAAAUAUAUUUUACAAUAA
Nasonia vitripennis (jewel wasp) is the source of this 2870-nucleotide messenger RNA. RefSeq names its product glutamine-dependent NAD(+) synthetase (gene Nadsyn). Bases 442 to 2664 code for a protein of 740 amino acids. Gene Ontology annotation, molecular function: NAD+ synthase (glutamine-hydrolyzing) activity; glutaminase activity; ATP binding. The transcript has 12 exons. Gene Ontology annotation, cellular component: cytoplasm. The record is from RefSeq and is a predicted model, not a curated record. Gene Ontology annotation, biological process: NAD+ biosynthetic process. Lineage: Eukaryota; Metazoa; Arthropoda; Insecta; Hymenoptera; Pteromalidae.